This is a messenger RNA of Menidia menidia (Atlantic silverside), 2450 nucleotides long. The record is from the annotation of a GenBank genome assembly. NCBI's taxonomy places the organism in Eukaryota, Metazoa, Chordata, Actinopteri, Atheriniformes, Atherinopsidae.
UCCCUUCUGGUUUUCCGUCUUGGCGGUUUCUUACCAGCAGGCGGAUCACAAACAUCAUCAUCAUCAUCGGUUUUCAGAUCCCAAACACAAAGGAGGAGCAUCUGCUGAUUCACACGGAGGUGUUUGUCUUCACCUUCUGCCAUGGAGGAGGUGACCCGCCUGGUGUCGACUGGAGACUGUGUGAAGAUCUGGGAUGCAGCUUCCAUGGCGCCGCUGGAGCAGUUUAACCCGCACAGCAGCAGCCACCCAGUCGCUCAGGCCUGCUGGAGCUCCAACAAUCAGUACCUGGUGAGCGCCAGCAGCAGCGGAGACAAACUGGUGGUCUCGAGCCUGAAAGCGUCUCCUGCUCCGGUGGUGGAGCUGGCCGACGGGAAAAAGCAAACCCGAGUGUGUUUGAGUUCCUCGUCCCAGUUUCUGGUCAGCGGGGGUCUGGACCACUGUGUCCACAUCUGGGACCUGAAGACCAAGAGGCUGCACCGCUCCCUCAAAGACCACAAAGAAGAGGUGACCUGCGUGUCUUUCAACACCAACGACAGCUGCAUCGCCUCGGGCUCCACCAGUGGGGACCUGCCCAUCCACGACCUACGGCUGUCCAUGGUGAAGCGCUCGCUGAUGGGCAGCGUCUCCGACAGCGGCUCCGUGGUGCUGUGGGACUCCAACACCCAGAAGGAGCUGCACGUCUUCAGCGCCGCCCACAAGGCCCCCGGCUCCGGCAUCUGCUUCUCCCCCACCAGCGACCUGCUGGUGGUCAGCGUCGGCUUCGACAAGAAGAUCGUCUGCUACGACACGGCCAGCAAGAUAGUCCUGCGGUCCAUCCGGGUCGACAGCCCUCUGACCUCGGUGGACUUCACGCCGGACGGUACUGGUUUGGUGGUGGGGUCCACUCAGGGGAAGAUCUACCAGUACGACCUGAGAAACUCCAGCAGCCCCACCAGGGUCACGGUGGCCCACAAAACCUCAGUCACCUGCCUGCGCUUCCAGAGCAGCAGCAGGCACAAGGCAAGCCCCCAACCACCCUUCACAGGCUCCUCCCACCCCUCACAGGCUCCUCCCACCACAGGAUGUUCCAGCAAACUGGGAGCCCCCAAGAUUUCCAGCACAAAAAGAUCCAGCUCCAAACUGUCCAACAGCCAGCCAGACGCCCCCCCCCAGAGGCCCCGCCCCCCACAGCCAGUAGGAGGAGUUUUGUGUCCAGCAGGAGGCGCCGGUGGGGAGGUGAUGUGUCGGGAGGCCGAGGGCCAGCAGGGGGCGGAGCAUCACACAACGGAGAAGUUCAUCAGCGCCGGACGCAACAGUCUGGAUCUCUUCUCUCCCGUUCGGGAAGACUCUGGGACGCACAGGGCAGCCGUGGACACUCCUAUUGGACCAACACAAGUCUCCAGUUUGGAGAUGCUGUCCACUGCAGGGGAGGGCAGGUGGCCCACUGGCCGGGGCAGUCUGGACAUGUUCUCCCCAGUUCGAGAAGAGCUGCUUUCGGGGGGCAGCGCCCCGCGCUGGACCCAGCUGGGGGCCUCGGCGGGGCACUGCUACAGCCCGCUGUCCGCCUUCCAGUCCCCGCAGCCCAUCAAGGAGGAGGAGCCGCUCCCCCCCGCCGCCGCGGAGCCGGGCCUCUCCUGGAAGGUGACCACCUCAGAGCCCGAUAAGACCGGCAGUCCCAGCCUGGACAGGGAGGGCCAGAGCACGCCCUCCUCCUCCCAGCCGGCCCCGCCCUUCUUCACCCCGGAGCCCGGCCUCCGCAGUGCCAUCGGCGUCCAGACUCACCCGGGCUACGACCCACCUGCGCACGGAGCUCCGCCCCCCACAGCAGGUACAGCCGGAGGGCGUCUCCUUCUGGCUGAGAGCAGGCGGAGUUGGUGGGAUCUGCUCAUCCCGGCCGGUUCUGCUGUUUCAGGUCCGGCCGUGACGGCGGCGGCGUCCUGCUCGCAGAACAUCGCAGACGUGGUGGGACAGGGCGGCGCCGCUCCCCUCACCUCCCUGCAGGUCCACUUCAUCCAGAACCUGAUCCAUGAAACUCUGGAGGAUUUCAGGGACGCCUGUCACAAGGACAUAAUCAACCUGCAGAUGGAGAUGAUCCGGCAGUUUUACAUCCAGCUGAAAGAGAUCCACGGACUCGUAGAGAAACAUUCAGUCAACGAGUCUCUGAUUGAGGAGAUAGAGAAGCUGCGUGAGGAGAACCGCCGGCUGAGAGCCAACUACUGACCUCUGAGGCUGGACGGUGGCGGCCUGAGCAGAUGUUCAGGAUCAGCCACUCCUCUGGAGGCCGGACCUGCUGGGUUCUGCAGGAUGCUUCUUUUAGGGAAGGAAACCAACAAGUCCUUAAACACGACAUGAAAUUGUAAUUUUUAAAAAAUGUGGAGCUGUACGGCCAAUAAGUGUGAGCGGCCGUUUCAUGUGCCUGAAUCAAGUUUUUGUCAAACGAGUUUGUGAGGGAAAAAUAAAGUUUAUUCUGA